UAUAUUCCUCUGGCAUUUUUUGCAAGAAUUCGCCGGAGUUUGACGACCUGUUUGGUUUCGCGGUGAAUGAUGUCUUGGAGGAAGUCCAGAGAGGACAGAGACUGGUAAAGCCCCCUGAAGGCGGCGCUGACUGCACAGGCUGAAUCCACUGAGUGCAUGCUGGGUUUUGACGUGGACCGCGCCGCUGUCUUCCUUUAGAAAUGUCCCCACUGUAGGAAGAGAGGCGCCACUGCAGGCUGUGAAAUCAAAAAGUGCAAGAAGUCCUUCCAUUACCCCUGUGCUGUUGAGCAUGGAGCUAAGGUUGUUGAGGAUCAAGUAGAUGGCAAAUAUGGGAUAUACUGCCCAAGUCACAGUGAGUUGGAGAAGAAGAAGAAGUGAAUCUCUCCCAAGUGAAGCGUAAAAGUUUAAGAAUAAUGACAGAUGAUUCCUCGGAGUCAGGUGAUGGACUCAUCGCACCAGUCGGAUCGGAUGAAAGCCUAAACUCUUCUCCAGAGCAGCAGUCACGUGUGCCGCAGCCCUCCAGCAGCGAGCCACAGAAGUCGUCGUCUGUUGAAACAGAAGAUCGCGUUGAUAAAGAAGGAUGUGAUGAAGACGAUGAUAAAACCAUAUCGGAUGCCGAGUCAGAGAGUUUGCUGAACCAUGCGAGGGCUUCCUGCAGCCGUCAGUCCAGCUCAGAAACAAAUGAAGCCGCUGAAAACGCCAGAUUCAGCGUGGCGGUUCAGACCAUCAAGAAGGAAUGUGAGGAGUUCAGUAUCCAGGCCAACCAUUUUCCUGAAGAAGAGGACGUCAACGGCUCCUUCCUGCAGGAGAGCUGCACUGAGCACGCUCCAUCUCCACGUCACUCCAGUCCUAAGCGCUCUUCCGGCGCCGACCUGACCGUUAACCUGAAUGGGGUGGCUCCGUCUGAACCCAUGAAUGUGACCGUCGACAUCUAUUCGGCCCCUUCCCCUCCUUUGUUUCCACCGCCCCCCCAUGAGGAUCCUGCAAACGACUCAGCCGGCUUUUGGAGAAAAUGCAACGCGGCCAAAUGCACGCAGGUCCUCUUCAGUGACUUCAUCAGAUGGAUAACCAUUCUCUCCAGGAGAAUUCAGGCGGAUGAGGCCAGUCAGGAGGAUUAUGAGCGUGCCCUGUCAGUGAUGAAGGCUUCAGGUCAGCUGGAGAACAUCGUUGUCGCUCAGCAAAAAGACUUACAAAGACGGCUAACAGAGCUGCAAACAGCAGCUGCAGCCAUGGAGGAGGUGGUUUCAGCUCUGAGAUGAGGCCAUCAGCUGCAGUCUUCUUCUUCUUUGCCUGUCAGCUGCUCCCUUUAGGGGGUUGCCACAGCCAAUCAACUGCCUCCUUCCAACCCUCUCUUCUGCAUCCUUCUGGCUAACACCAACAACUCAUCUCCUUCAUCAAACCUCCUCUUUGGUCUUCCUCCAUGCCUUCUACGGCUAAAAGCAGCAGUCAUCUUUCAGGUCUCCAGGAGAAAAUGCAUGAUAAUUGGCGCUACAGAUAGACUGCCACUGGUGUGAAAGUAAAAAAAAAUGAAAAUGGACACAAAAUUUGUCACAACUGCCUUGCAAACUUGAAAUUUUAAGAUUGUAGACAACCGGGUGAGCCCGUAGAGCAGCUUAUGGCCACUUGAGUAACACCUGCACACCUGGUGCGUGCAGCAUUUGUUCAGUAAGGACAGGCACCUUACGAAUGACUGGAGUGCGCCAUCAUUUGUGCAUGCAACUUGCAUUGUCCAUACAAAUACAUCACGAUACACUUACCACACGCAUGACAAUCAUACUUUCUACUUUCAUGAUGCCUCUUAACCCUUGUGCUAUCCUAUGACCCCACUCUUCCAUUGACGUGUUCUCCCUACCAUGACAAAGGUGGAUAAAGGUGGAAAGAUUUCAUGUAAUCCAU
Molecule: messenger RNA, 1896 nt
Organism: Oryzias latipes (Japanese medaka)
Lineage: Eukaryota; Metazoa; Chordata; Actinopteri; Beloniformes; Adrianichthyidae
Gene: phf11
Product: PHD finger protein 11
Source: RefSeq, a predicted model, not a curated record